CCAAAGCUCAACCGACAAGCCGCUCCAAUUCUUCACUCCGUACAAGCACAUCGCGAAGCUCGACAGCAUCUCCCCUCAUCUCACAAUGGCAUCACGUUUGGCAAGAAGCGCUGCAGGCGCCGCCCGUCUUCGACCAGCUUUCUCUCCCCGUACCCUCCCGGCCCUCACCACAUCCCUCACAAGCUACCGAUCGUCUUCGACCGUUCCAGCAGAGGACCCAAAGAAGAAGGCACAAUCGAUUCUCGACUCUUUGCCAGGCAACUCUUUGAUCUCCAAGACCGCGAUCCUUUCGUCCUCGGCCGGUGCCGCCAUCUACGCAAUCAGCAACGAAUACUAUGUUGUGAACGAGGAGACAGUUGUUGCGCUCUGCUUGUUGAGCAUCUGGGGUGCCGUCUUCAAAUAUGGUGGACCAAUGUACAAGGAGUGGGCGGAUGGACAGGUCAACAAGAUUAAGGGCAUCUUGAACGCUGCUCGUGCCGAUCACACCGAAGCCGUCAAGACCAGAAUUGAGAGCGUGCAACAAUUGGGAAGCGUUGUGGAUGUUACCAAGACUCUCUUCGAGGUCUCAAAGGAAACCGCACAACUUGAGGCUAAGGCAUACGAGCUCGAGCAAACCACUGCUCUUGCUGCUGAGGCGAAGGCUGUUCUCGAUUCGUGGGUUAGAUAUGAGGGACAGGUCAAGAUCCGUCAACAGAAGGAGCUUUCGGAAUCUGUCAUUGCCAAGAUCCAGAAGGAGCUCGAGAACCCCAAGGUCCUUCAACAGAUCUUGCAACAAAGCGUAGCAGAUGUUGAGAAGAUCAUCUCGUCCAAGGCGCAAUAGAUUAGUGAUGGGAUCGAGCAGAAACAGAUUUCCUUUUGUCACCCAUGUUGUUUAUAAACCUCCUGUGCCAUAGUAACCCCUCAAGUAUCAAUUCCUAAAAC
Cadophora gregata is the source of this 921-nucleotide messenger RNA. RefSeq names its product atp4 subunit B of the stator stalk of mitochondrial F1F0 ATP synthase (gene ATP4). Gene Ontology annotation, molecular function: proton transmembrane transporter activity. The coding region runs from base 86 to 820 and encodes 244 amino acids. Gene Ontology annotation, biological process: proton motive force-driven ATP synthesis. NCBI's taxonomy places the organism in Eukaryota, Fungi, Ascomycota, Leotiomycetes, Helotiales, Ploettnerulaceae. The record is from RefSeq and is a predicted model, not a curated record. The transcript has 4 exons.